Messenger RNA from Poeciliopsis prolifica (blackstripe livebearer), 3972 nucleotides. RefSeq names its product junctophilin 2 (gene jph2). Gene Ontology annotation, cellular component: junctional membrane complex; sarcoplasmic reticulum; endoplasmic reticulum membrane. NCBI's taxonomy places the organism in Eukaryota, Metazoa, Chordata, Actinopteri, Cyprinodontiformes, Poeciliidae. The transcript is spliced from 6 exons. Bases 325 to 2706 code for a protein of 793 amino acids. The record is from RefSeq and is a predicted model, not a curated record.
GCUGUCAGGAGGUAGCUGGGUGGCAGGGACAGGGGGGGAAAUGCCACCUGAGAAAGCCAUGUAAGAUCUCUGGCUUUUCAGCACGCACAUCCACAUUUUAUUCACAAUUCGCUCUAAUAAAUCCGCAACACACAAAGAACGAUGUUUCAGGAACGAUGCUUGAUUUAGAAUAACAAGAACUCAAAUGGAGAUCGCAACAGAGGAAACCCAGUAAAGUUUAUCUCGCAGCUGCAUGUCAGGUGAAAUCCACGUCAGGAACUUCGGGCAGGUAAAAGGAAAGGGAAAACCCAGAGCCGUCUUUCAGUUUUCAUUUUGCGCUUCGGGAUGAGUGGAGGUCGCUUCGAGUUUGAUGAUGGCGGGGCUUACUGUGGAGGCUGGGAGGGGGGCAAAGCCCACGGCCACGGCAUCUGCACCGGACCCAAGGGCCAGGGCGAGUACUCGGGCUCCUGGAACUACGGCUUCGAGGUGGUGGGGGUCUACACCUGGCCCAGCGGGAACACCUACGAAGGCUACUGGUCGCAGGGUAAGCGCCACGGACUGGGAGUGGAAACCAAGGGACACUGGAUUUACCGAGGGGAAUGGACUCACGGCUUCAAAGGGAGAUACGGGGUCCGGGUCAGCGUGGGCAGCGGAGCCAAGUACGAAGGAACCUGGAACAACGGGCUUCAGGAUGGGUACGGGACGGAAACAUACGCAGAUGGAGGUACCUACCAGGGUCAGUUCACUGGUGGGAUGCGCCAUGGCUAUGGUGUUCGGCAAAGCGUACCCUAUGGCAUGGCAGCAGUUGUGCGUUCCCCUCUUCGUACUUCGUUAACUUCACUUCGCAGUGAGCACAGCAACGGCACCGUUCUACAGCAGGAUGUCCCGGUCAUCACCACCACCAAUGCGUCGGGAGAAGAGACGCCUGUCGCCACCCCCACCCAGCUGGGACCAUCCCGCGGAGGCUUCGCUCUCACCCUCCAGGUGGAUCCGGAGGCAGUGAAGCCCAAGAAGAAGGGCCUGUUCCGAAGAGGUUCCCUGCUGGGUAAGCUGAAGAAAUCCGAGUCAAGCACAUCACUCUCCAGCCAGAAGAGCAAGAUCAGCUUCCUGAGGACAGAGUCUGCUCUGAGUUCCAAUGCCAGCGACACAAACUCCACCAUCAGUGGGGAUGAGAGCCUGGCCGGAGCAGAGGACUUUCCCCCAGUGGAGGCUGACAUUGACGCUACCACCACAGAGGUUUACAUGGGUGAGUGGAAGAACGACAAGCGCUCAGGAUACGGGAUAAGCGAGAGAUCCAGCGGCCUGAAGUACGAGGGCGAGUGGCUCAACAACCAGAGACACGGGUAUGGCUGCACCACAUUUGCCGAGGGAGGGAAGGAGGAGGGCAAGUACAUGAACAACAUGCUAGUGAAGGCCAUGAAGAAGAGGGUGAUCCAGCUCAAGGGAACCAAGAUCAAGCAGAAGGUGGAGCGGGCGGUUGAGGGAGCGCAGAGAGCGGCAGCCAUCGCCAAACAGAAGGCAGAGAUUGCUGCUUCUAGGACAUCCCAUGCAAAGGGCAAGUCAGACGGCGCUGAACAGGCCGCCCAGGCCUCCAACAGUGAAUCCAGCAUUGCCAGACUGGUUGCCAAAGAGCUGUCGCCUUCUUUCUAUCAGCCAGGCCCUGAGUAUCUGAAAAAGAGGGUUUUGCUGGAGGCUGCAGAAGACCCGGAGAACCAAGACACCGAAAUGCAUGAGCCUUUGCUAGCAGAAGAGGAGCCUCUGCAGGCUGAUGAAGAGCCCCUGCCUACUCCACCAGAGAGUCCGAUUCUGAAUGAACUGGCCAGCCUCAUGCCCGGCUCGUCCCCGGCCCGAACUCCCUCCCCGAGUCCGGCCAUAAUCAACAAGGAGGACCCCAAACUCCUUGGUCCAAGAGGCUGGAAUGAAGACAAAUCCAUGAAAGGAAGUUCCAUUAAGGGUGGCCUUAAGCCCAGCAGUGCACCAGGUAGUCGAGCCACCACUCCUUCAGUGACAGCUGCUGAACCUGAGGAGGGAACGGCUUCCAGCCGUCAACCUUCACGCACCCCGAGUCGUCUGAGUAACAAGAUUGAGCAGGGAUCCGAUUUGGAAAUUAAACCACUUCAGAAAUUUGACUCUGAGGUAAAACCUGCAGAUGUCCCUCCAGCCACUUAUGCUCCAGAAAUGAAUAGCCUCAUCUCUCCAGAUGAAGAAGAAGAAGAAGCUCCUGUUCCAGCUGCCAGCGGGCCUCCAAAAGCUGUGACCCCUGAACCCAAAGUCCCUGAGAUAAAAACUGAAAGAGCUCCCUCUGUCCAGGAGCGGCCACCUUCUACCUCUGAGAAGAAAAGGCCAUCCAGGGAGGGAAGCAGGCCGGGCAGCAGAGCAGAGACAAGACCAUUACCAAAACGGCAACAGAGUCCAGCUCCAUCUCCAAAACGACAACUGAGUCCGUCUCCAUCUCCAAAACGACAACUGAGUCCGUCUCCGUCUCCGUCUCCAAAACGACAACCAAGUCCUGCUCCGCCUCCAAAAGCUGCUGCUAAUCAUGAACCUAAAACAGUUUCAAAGCCGGCAGAACCCAAAGCCAUAAUUGCCAAGCCACCCGUAAAGAGCCUGGUGUCGAGAAAAACAGCAGAGUCUUCAGAUCUGGAGGGCCCAAACACCAUCAUGGUGUGUAUGGUGAUCCUGCUAAACAUCGGCCUGGCCAUACUCUUCGUUCACAUUUUGUCAUGAGAUGUUUCCCACAAUAUCAGGUGGCAGGUGGCGUUGGACUGUGAUGGCGUUGCUCCUCCACCUCAUGGACCAGAGAUCAGAGACACCACUGACUGCUGGCAGGAGCCUCCUGGAGUCUUCUUCGUUGGUUCUGUGAAGCUCUUCUUCUGCAGAGCUUAGGGGAAAACUGAAGGACAAUGAAGAGCUGAAACGUCUGAAUAUGACUGUUCUGUUAAAGUUGGUGAUUAGAUGGUUGAGCAAGUCUUGGAGCUGGGUGGGCCUCCAGAAUUCAACUUUGUCACAGAGUGUCACAAGGUUUGCCGUCAUUUUGCAAUAUGGGUUGUCCUACUGCUAAUCUGCCUUACACCGAGUGGUCCUCACGACACUGAAUCAGUAGAUCACACGUUGCCUCGACAUGUGUUUGUGUUUUGUAACUGCAGAUGAAGUAAUGUUGAAAACUCAUCCAGACUGAACUUUCACUCCAGUUUGCCUUGAAUUUGCUCGGACACAGCAGCGUCCUUGUGCAGAAAAACUGUGUUUUUUGACGCCUGCAGCGGGUAAAGCGCUGUGUGUUUGUGUCAGUCAUCUAACACAUAUGUUCUCUUUUUACAGGGAUUUACUGUAUGUGUGUGUUUUUAUUCUGCUGCUUUUUGUGUAGGAAGAAGAUAAAAAUAGAUUAAGAAAGGAAAAAAAUAGAAGAAAUAAGGAUAUUUGAGAGUCCCUGCUGAUGUUUUGUCCUGUUUGUUCCUGUGGAGCCAUGCACUGCUAAUUAGCUAAGGGGAAUGAUGUCUUCAUUCAGAUUUAUCCAAAGCAAUCACUGUAUAUUUUAAGAAAGGUGCUGAAUCUGUAGAUUGUUAUUCCUGCAGGAGGAGUUUUAAAGUGAUCGAUAUGUCUCUUUAGAUCCCGACUUUGUGUUGCAUUCAGCUUUAGAGCCAAAUGUUUGGAAGCAGGAGGUGAUUUUCUGUACUUUUGUACAUUUUUUGGGAGUACGCCUUUUCAUCUUACACAGAAUUCUGCUGUUACCUUUUAUUUAUAGCUAAAAUAAUUAAGCCACCCCAAAUCCUAAAUUAAUUUACCUCACUGUAGUUAGAUUAAAAAAACAGAAUGAUUCUUAACUCCAUGUCUUACAGUGAAAAGACUUAUUUUCUCUUUCUUUGUGUGGGGGGUCGGGGCCUUACAGAGAAGAAGUAUCUGAAGCUGAUCUGCCGUUAAGUUUGAUGGUGUUGUUGAUGAAGGAAAAAGCCUAAAAGUAUUUGCAUUAAAAUAAAGAACAAAAAUCUUCCACAA